This is a messenger RNA of Piliocolobus tephrosceles (Ugandan red Colobus), 1950 nucleotides long. RefSeq names its product chromosome 1 C1orf174 homolog (gene C1H1orf174). The transcript has 4 exons. The record is from RefSeq and is a predicted model, not a curated record. The coding region runs from base 375 to 1127 and encodes 250 amino acids. NCBI's taxonomy places the organism in Eukaryota, Metazoa, Chordata, Mammalia, Primates, Cercopithecidae.
GGAUUACAGGUAUGAGCUAUCACACCACUUUCUUUGUACUAUUUUUUGCAACUUUUCUGAAAACCGAAAAUUAUUCUUCAAUAGUUAUUUUAAAUGUUAUGUCUUUAAUUAAUUUCUUUCUUGUUAUUAGAAGAGUUUGCUUUGCAUUCAGGAUAACAGAGAGGUGGACCAGUUUGUUAAUGUUAAGAUUUGUGAGACAGUCGCUAGCUGCUUUCAACUAAUCGAAUAUAACUCUGAUUUGAAGGAGAGAAACUUUGGUUUCCUCACGUUACCUUUUUCUAAGAACUUUGACAAUGCAUAAAAGUUGGAGAUCCUUCUAAGGAAGGCAUGUGCUGCGUAUUCUAAAUGCUUCGAAGUUGACUUAAUUCCCACUCAUGGACAAAUGGUGGUUACUCGAAACACACAAGCUCACAGGUGCAGUGCGGUCUUCGGCACGCUUGAAAGCACGAAGUUGUUCGGCAGCCGGGUUGGCCUCUGCCCAGGAAGCCGCUGGUUCCACGUCUGCCAAGACAGCAUGUCGGACUUCCUCAUCCCACAAAGCCACAGACAGGCGAACGUCCAAGAAGUUCAAAUGUGACAAAGGUCAUCUUGUGAAGUCAGAAUUACAGAAGCUUGUCCCUAAGAAUGACAGCGCUUCUUUGCCAAAAGUGACACCUGAGGCCCCUUAUAAAAAUGAGUUUGCUGAAAGCAGUGCCUUGCUUCCAGGCAGCGAGGCUGGCGUUUCCGUGCAGCAGGGGGCUGCAAGUCUUCCCCUCGGUGGCUGCAGAGUUGUGAGUGACUCUUGCUUAGCAAAGACUAAAGAUGGCCUGUCCGUGCCGAAGCACAGUGCCAGGUCCGGAGCAGAAGAAUCCAAUAGCAGCUCCACUGUGCAGAAGCAAAAUGAGCCAGGGCUAGAGACAGAGGAUGUGCAGAAGCCACCACUUCAGAUGGACAACAGUGUCUUUCUGGAUGACGACAGCAAUCAGCCAAUGCCCGUGAGCCGGUUCUUUGGAAACGUUGAGCUCAUGCAGGACCUCCCACCUGCGUCUUCAUCGUGUCCUUCAAUGAGCAGACGAGAGUUCAGAAAAAUGCAUUUCAGAGCCAAAGAUGAUGAUGAUGAUGAUGAUGACGAUGAUGCAGAAAUGUAGAGACCAUAAAAAAUGAUGUCCUUGCCCUAUUUCAUACCAUUAACAAUUUGACAGUUUAGCACAUUACAAGAUUUAUAUAAAAUGUAUCUCCAAGAGAAUGUCUUAAUCAGACUUCAGAACUGACCCAUCAAAGUCAAUAGUGCAAAGCACCGAAUGUCUGUGGAGGAUGCACUCAUGGGAACUCAAACUCAGACAGUCUUUGAGGUUGCAAAGCUGCUGUACUGUGCCAGUGUCCUUUCUUUUUUUUUUUUUCUUCUUGAAGACAGAGUUUCUUUCUUGUCGCCCAGGCUGGAAUGCAAUGGCGCCAUCUCGGCUCACUGCAACCUCCACCUCCCGGGUUCAAGUGAUUCUCUUGCCUCAGCCUCCUGAGUAGCUGGGAUUACAGGCGUGCGCCACCAUGCCCAGCUAGUUUUUGUAUUAUUAGUAGACAUGGGGGUUUCACCAUGUUGGCCAGGCUGGUCUCAAACUGCUGACCUCAGGUGAUCCGCCCACCUCAGCCUCCCAAAGUGCUGGGAUGACAGGUGUGAGCCACCAUGCCCGGCCAGUGUCCUUUCUUGUACACGUACAUACGUGAUGAUGGCUUGAGUCAGCUGCAGGGCAGUGGGCUCAGUGAGAGGGAUUUUUGUAAAGACAGCUCUUCACUUCAGCUCAGUAGCUUUGGUCAUAGGCAAGUUUGUUUUCCAUUACCAUAAUUUGAUCAUACUUGUGAUGAAUUCAGUGCUAGUUCUUAAAGAACUCUUUUAUUUCUGUAUGCGGAGCUAACGUUUACUUUGGAAAUUUUGCAAAAUACGCUAAGAAAGAAAUAAAAUAUAUUUUGAAAAUA